UCCUGUCCGGGCGGGGGGCGGGGGUGCGCAUGCGCGGUGUGUCCGCGUGAGGGCUGUCAGCCGUGCGCUGAGGGUGCGGCGGCGGCCGCCAUGGGGAAGCUGAACGUGGCCGUGCUGCGGUACCUGAGCGGGCAGCACUUCAGGGUGCUCACCGCGGUGGAAAUGGGCAUGAAGAACCACGAGAUCGUUCCUGCCAGCUUGGUCGCGCCCAUCGCCAGCCUGAAGCACGGCGGCUGUAACAAGAUCCUGAGAGAGCUGGUGAAGCACAAGCUCCUGGCUUACGAACGGACUAAAACGGUCCAGGGCUAUCGGUUAACUAAUGCAGGAUAUGAUUACCUUGCCUUGAGAACUCUGUCUUCCCGGCAAGUCAUCAGUUCUGUUGGAAACCAGAUGGGUGUUGGCAAAGAAUCAGAUAUUUAUAUUGUUGCAAAUGAAGACGAGCAGCAGUUUGCAAUGAAACUGCACAGGCUGGGAAGAACUUCCUUUCGCAGCCUGAAAAAUAAGCGUGACUACCAUAAGCACAGACAUAAAAUGUCAUGGCUGUAUUUAUCCCGUCUAGCAGCAAUGAAAGAGUUUGCCUACAUGAAGGCUUUGUAUGACAGAGAAUUUCCUGUUCCAAAACCUGUAGAUUACAACAGACAUGCAGUUAUUAUGGAACUCCUUGAUGGCUACCCUUUAUGCCAAGUACACCAAAUAGAAGAUCCCGCUGCUGUCUACAGUGAAUUAAUGGAUCUAAUUGUAAAACUUGGCAAUCAUGGUUUGAUUCAUGGAGAUUUCAAUGAAUUUAAUCUCAUACUGGAUAAUGAUGAUCAUGUCACUAUGAUUGAUUUCCCUCAGAUGGUAUCAACAUCACAUCCAAAUGCUGAAUGGUAUUUUGACAGAGAUGUUAACUGCAUUAAGGAGUUUUUUAAGAAACGCUUCAACUACGAGAGUGAGCUCUUCCCGUCAUUCCAAGAUAUCAGGAGAGAGAGUUCUCUUGACAUUGAGAUUGCUGCCAGUGGUUAUACAAAAGAAAUGCAGGAAGAUGAUGAACUGCUCUACCCAGCGGCUUCUGAUGAGGAUGAUCAUACAACAGAGGAGAGGGAAUUUGUAGAAGACGCUGAAAGUAAUGCCAGCUUCCUCAGCCAAGAUAAAGAAAACAAUGCAGACUUCAUAUAUGAAGGAGUUUCUGAAAGCAAAACCUCUGAAGACUCGUAUCACAGUAAAGAUACUGGAACCACUGAAAGUUGUGAAAAUUCACGAGGACUGAGUAUGUCAGAGUUGAGUUCAGCCUUAGAAAAGGUUGAAGGGCAGCCUGUGCUUUGGAAGUGCAGUGAAGAUGCAGAGAGUUGUGCAGUUGGUGUUCCUGAGCACAAAAUAAUACCUGAGAAUGCUGUUGAAAAUCAGACAGGUCCAGGAGAGGAUUGCAGUGAUAAGGACAACGAAGAUGAAUGCCCUGAUCUGGUUAACCUGUCAACUUUAGAUAAGGAAUUGAGGCCUUGCAGAAAUGAAGACAAUAUGGUUCAUACUGUGGAGCACAGAACAAGAACUAAAAGUACGUCAGCCAGCAGUGUUGGGAGCUGUUCAACCAUUCCACCGGAACUGGUGAAAAGGAAGAUAAAACGUCAGCUAACGAAACAGCAAAAGUCUGCUCUGAGGCGACGACUACAGAAGGGAGAGGCAAACGUUUAUACCAAACAACGUAGAGAAAAUAUGCACAACAUUAAGUCAAGCUUGGAUGCAGCUAGUUUCUGGGGAUAAUUUAUCAUAGCUGCCACAGAACAUGAGAAAAAUCACAGUACAUAUAGCUAAAACAGUUACCUAAUAACUGAAAAUCCUUUUAUAUAGUGGAGAAAAAGUUCUUUACAAAACAAUGUAUUUCUGGAAAUUAAUAAACAUCGCUCUGGUUCCUCUGGU
This is a messenger RNA of Oxyura jamaicensis (ruddy duck), 1896 nucleotides long. It is a transcript of the gene RIOK2, whose product is annotated as RIO kinase 2. The transcript is spliced from 10 exons. Bases 91 to 1740 code for a protein of 549 amino acids. The record is from RefSeq and is a predicted model, not a curated record. Gene Ontology annotation, cellular component: cytosol; preribosome, small subunit precursor; nucleus. Lineage: Eukaryota; Metazoa; Chordata; Aves; Anseriformes; Anatidae. Gene Ontology annotation, molecular function: ATP binding; protein serine/threonine kinase activity. Gene Ontology annotation, biological process: maturation of SSU-rRNA; protein phosphorylation.